AGGCCAUUCAGUAGUGAGCUUGAAAGAGUGAAACACUUUGUACAACACCAGCUGCAAAAUGAAAUCGUUGCUAGUUUGGGCGAGCCUUGUGGCAGCAAGCUUGUGCCAAAGUGAUACAUUUUUCCAAAACUCUUUCGACGCGAUAAGAGGCUGCAAGCAGUUUGAAAAUAUGGCAGGAUACAAUGGCCCAAACGAGUACUUUUCGGUAGCGGAUUUGCGUAACGUUGGCUACACCAAGAACUCCAUGUACUUCCGGCUUGGGUUUGUUGGGCAGAGCGCCCACACGCGAUUCGGUGCAACGCUCUACCCGUACGACAACGACGUGAUAGAGAUAGUGCUCGGAGGAUUAGGUAACACGUGGAGCGCUGGAAGACGGCAGACUCGUACGGCAGCGAACGAACCUAAGAACGCGCUGCUCGGUGAAGCACAAACACCACACAUUCUUUCCCGGUCCCAUCCAACGGUAGUAGUGUUGGAAGUGUUCCAGAACGGCGUAGUGCAAGUCACCAUGGAUGGACAGGUGCAACCGUUCCUGACGUUUGCCGACAGUUCAAAGAUACCGGAAAAGUUUAUGACGUUCACCCGCUGGGAGGUGGAUGUCAUCGCGUUCUACGAUUGUCCACUGCUGGAAAGGAACCGAUUCCUCAAAUCUCUACCAUUCAACGGUACGGUUGUCUAAUGUGAAAUGGAGCUAAUGUGAAAUUUGAUAGAAUUCGACCUUGUGUCAAUUGAUAGGAUUCGACCUGUGUGUUGUAGAAUACAUAUAGACAUUCGUCAGACGAAUUUAGGGAAAGCCCAUGCACUAUUUGUACAACAUUAUAGCAUCACAAACAAACACGAUAAAAGCAAAGAUCUACAACACAUCGGAAGGAAAAUAAACACCCAAAAUAAAUCUAAUCCCAAAGCAAA
Molecule: messenger RNA, 909 nt
Organism: Anopheles coluzzii
Lineage: Eukaryota; Metazoa; Arthropoda; Insecta; Diptera; Culicidae
Exons: 3
Coding region: 59-679 (206 amino acids)
Source: RefSeq, a predicted model, not a curated record